AUGGACUGCCGCGCUGAUACGGCACUUUCUCUGCUCACGCUCAACCGCACCCACACUUGGCUUGGGCACAUAGCGACCGGGGAUGUGAAGUGGAUUUCCUAUUCUAACAUUCACCUGCGUGCCCAACGGGUUGACAAAGGUACGGAUGCAGACGACGUCCUUAAACUCGAAGUACAUGCCAAAAAGGUUAUGCUGUGCAUCUGGUGGAGCGUACACGGCGUCGAAUACUGGGAGCUGCUAGAUCAGGUAUAUACAGUGAUCGCAGACGUCUACAUUGAGCAAAUGAAGAAUUUGAAGACAAUUCUCGAAAGUGCACACCAGCAGCAGCGCGAAGUCUACUUCCAGUACGACAACGCUUGGUCGAGCAUUGCAAGAACGACCAAAGCCAAACUGAUGAAAUUCGGUUGGGCCAUUUUACCACACCCACCGUAUUCCCCAGACCUGGCUCCCUCGGAUUAUCACCUUUUUUCCUAUCUCCAACGUCAUCUGGAUGGUCAAGAAUUCCAAACCCGCGACGACAUCAAAAAGGCACUCGAGCAGUUCUUCAGGUAG
This is a messenger RNA of Necator americanus (New World hookworm), 552 nucleotides long. RefSeq lists its product as uncharacterized. The record is from RefSeq and is a predicted model, not a curated record. Lineage: Eukaryota; Metazoa; Nematoda; Chromadorea; Rhabditida; Ancylostomatidae. Bases 1 to 552 code for a protein of 183 amino acids. Gene Ontology annotation, molecular function: nucleic acid binding. The transcript has a single exon.